CGAUUCGGUGUAUGGCAGAACGUGCACGUUCUCGAUAUGAACAAGCUGGAAAACGUGACGUCCGCCGCGAGAAUUCACUUUCAUAUUCAAUCAUGGUAUGAUGAAGUAGAAGACUUCGAUUCCGCGGAAUUUGGAUUGGUGAAUUUCACAGCGCGGAGCAACCUGUCUUACAUUCCGUUCGCGUCGUCGACAAUUAGCCAGAUCGGUUGCGGUCGUGCAAUUUACACGGGCAGAUCCGAGCAAUCGACAUCCAGAGGCGCAGACAUGGCGAUGACCGGGCGUACAAUGGCCGUCGGAUUUGGGGAUCGCGUGGAGGCCCUCGUGUGCAAUUACGGACCUCUCGAUCGGAACACGUCAAGAGAAUUGUACGAAGACGGUGUGCCGGCUCUUUGUCCAUCGGGAACGAUCCGCAGUUCACGGUAUCGAGCUCUCUGUCCUAACGAAAUGUCGAAGUUGUUUACGAUUUGUAAUGUUGAAAUGGUUGGUGAUAGAUAGAAUAAGAUUGAGAUUAAG
Molecule: messenger RNA, 513 nt
Organism: Frieseomelitta varia
Lineage: Eukaryota; Metazoa; Arthropoda; Insecta; Hymenoptera; Apidae
Exons: 3
Coding region: 37-495 (152 amino acids)
Source: RefSeq, a predicted model, not a curated record